This is a messenger RNA of Phaeoacremonium minimum UCRPA7, 393 nucleotides long. RefSeq names its product putative amino-acid n-acetyltransferase subunit protein. The record is from RefSeq and is a predicted model, not a curated record. Gene Ontology annotation, cellular component: NatC complex. The transcript has 4 exons. Bases 1 to 393 code for a protein of 130 amino acids. Gene Ontology annotation, biological process: N-terminal peptidyl-methionine acetylation. Lineage: Eukaryota; Fungi; Ascomycota; Sordariomycetes; Togniniales; Togniniaceae.
AUGAUACCUAAUGAAGCUUUGGUCUCCAAAGAGCUCUCAGGGCUCUCAAUCAACCAAGAUCCCUACUUAGACGACACACCUCCUCCGGCGCCCAAGAUCACAAGCGAAGGGGUGAUAUCAAUAGAUAUCACAGACAAGUUUGUCACAGCUGCAAAGACCUUGGAGCCUGGUGAGCUGAUCAAGGAUGGCUACUUCACGCUCUUUGAGUCCGUUGGGGCUUUGGAGAUCAUGGACUCGAAGAUGGAUAGUGGCUGUCUCGAGCCUGGAGAGUCUCUUGACGAGGACUACGACACGUCCCGGCCGCUACUUCCGAAGGAGGUCCUUGGGAUCAUUGACCAGCUCUUAUGCCACGAGGUCAGCACAGUUCUACACAAUUGCUUCAUUAAUAUCUAA